Molecule: messenger RNA, 2586 nt
Organism: Hydatigera taeniaeformis
Lineage: Eukaryota; Metazoa; Platyhelminthes; Cestoda; Cyclophyllidea; Taeniidae
Source: the annotation of a GenBank genome assembly
AUGGCAAAGGUUCCGGCGUCGGAUUUAGGGGGCGACCUUGUUGAGGUUCAAUAUCUGCUUCGAGAGCGAUAUAAGCAUAUACUUGACCUAUCUGAUGAUGACAAAAGUCGUCUUUUUGCGCUUUCUGAAAAGUUUAAGACAGCCACCGAUUCUGAUGAUCCACUCCUUCUUAAGAGGACUAUAUCUGAUCACAUUACCAAAAAUCUACCUGCGAUGGUGUUGCUGAAGCUUCCCACUCUUCCUCUACCUAGCCGUGAGGAGAUCUACGUUCAUAGAUUCAUGGAUAGCUGUGCAUUCAAGUCCCUCAUUAGCUGUUUUGGAGGACUUGUGUUGGGGGGUGUUUUUGGAUUAUUCACUGCGAGCGUUGAUCCUCUAAGCACUGUUACUGGAACAGAAGUAGUGUCAGUAAAAACUGUGGCAAAGGAGAUGUACGCUCGCGCUUUGUCUCACGGGAAAAAUUUUGCAGUUAUCGGUGCUCUCUUUGCUGGUACUGAGUGUGGACUAGAGAGUAUGUUCUACCGGGAGCGUGAUGGAGGUCGAUCGAAGGUUAAGCACUGGCAUAUCAGCAAUUCGCCUUCCAGGAAGAUAAGUAAACGUACUGCUAAUGACUUGAUCUCUCACAAACACAGGAAGCGGUCAAAGUCAUCAAGCUCAUCGGAUUCGGAGAUUUCUCUUCCACCGGAAGAAAUUCAAAAGCUCAAGGAAAUGGUGCGCCAGAGGAAGGCAAUUAUGAAAGAACUGGAAACCCCAGAAGAAAAACGCGCUCGUCGAGUGGCGAAGAAAGAACGUAAGGAGCGCCGUCGUCGGGAAAAGCUUGGUUGGGGCAAGGACUACCUCGGUUACACAAAUGAAGAUAAUCCAUUUGGUGAUCGGCACCUAUCAGAGACAUUCGUUUGGCGCAAAAAGAUUGAUGAUAAAGGUCUUUCUCAUCUCGAUAGUACACGACUUCAAACGCUGCAAGCACAGAAGAUGGAGGAAAAUAGACGGGAGCUGGAGAAUGUUCGCCGGCGACGGCUUGAGAGAGAAAGAGAGAAGGAAGAGAGGGAAAAGGAGUUGGAAAUGCUUCAGCGCGAAAGAGAGGCUGAGUAUUACAAGUCCUGGGGGCAACAGGAAGAUACAUUUCAUCUGGAACAGGCAAAGCUGCGGUCACGUAUCAGAAUCGCUGAUGGUCGUGCAAAGCCAAUUGAUUUGCUUUCGAAAUAUAUAGCCGAUCAGGAUGAGGGGUCGCAGAAUAUUUCCAACGGUGGUGACAUAUCCAGCGCAAUCGAGGUGAUGGAACCAACGCAGUUUUUGGUCGGCCUGAGCAUCGAUGAUCUGGAAGAUUUGCUGGUCGACAUAAAGAUUGUUUAUAUGGAGCUUGAGAAGGGUCAAAACGUGGAGUACUGGCGAGACAUGACGGUGAUAGUGGAAGACGAACUGCGACGGUUAAGGCAAGACGAGGAUGUAGAUGGAGGCGGAGGAAGACACAAUUCGGUUAGCAUUAGCAACUCUGUUCUAAAGUCAGUUGCUGACACACUCAAGUGCAAAACCUACGCUCAGUUGGCCGCCCUUGAGCGACAGAUUCAACCCAAGCUGCAUGGUGGUGAGGGCGUGGACGUUGGGUACUGGGAGACACUAUCGCAGUUCGUGGCUGCUCAGAUGGCUCGAACACGUCUUCGUGAGAGGCAUCAGGACCAUCUUCGCCGAAAACUUGCUUUUCUCCAGCAAAAUCAAGGAAUCUCCUGUUCGGAUAACGAUUCCAAUCCCAUCUUUCCCAGUGGUUCAGGAUCUACGUACAAUAUGGUUGAGCGGAUUCGGGAAUUGCAACAACAAGCUGCCUUCAAAGUACAAAGGGAUGAGUUGGAGCAGUCGGAGGAGGACAGGAAGGGGUCAGAGGAGCCUCUGACUUUAGCAAGUCAGGAAGAAGUUGAGUCCACUUCGGGACCUUCUGCGGCACAAUUGGAAGCUGCUUCAAAUCAACAGGAUCCAUACGAUUCUACUCUUUAUUCGCCCGUUCUUUUGGAUCAGUCAGAUGUAGAGAUCGACGCCGUGUUAUAUGACGCACAAGACGAUCGCGCCAAGUUGGAGUAUCAGAGGAAGGAUGUGAUGCACACUGGAGCGCUGCGUAAGACUGCUGAGGAAGAACUAAUGAAGCGAGCUCGCGAGGGCAUGGAGGAGGGGGAUGCGGAAUUCAGCGUCCAGGCACCACUAGAGGAUCAGUCGUUUCUCUGGUCAGAUAAGUAUCGUCCACGUAAACCGCGAUUCUUCAAUCGUGUGCACACUGGUUUCGUGUGGAACAAGUAUAAUCAAACUCACUACGAUCUGGACAACCCCCCACCAAAAGUGGUCCAGGGCUACAAGUUCAAUAUCUUCUACCCCGAUCUGAUCGAUAUGACCAAGACGCCCACGUACACGAGAACGCCCUGUGAGGGUGAGCCCGACUUUGAGAUACUUCGCUUUAUCGCUGGCCCACCUUAUGAGGAUAUCGCCUUUAAAAUUGUCAGCCGUGAGUGGGAGUACUCCUAUAAGCAUGGAUUCCGGUGUCAAUUUCACAACACUAUCUUCCAACUCUGGUUCCAUUUCAAACGCUUCCGAUACCGUCGAUAA